AUGGCUGACGCCGAAGAAAUAAGAUUUACAGAUAUCAAAAAGAUGAACAAAGAGGUUUUGAAAAAACAACGAACAUUACAAACACCAAUCCAAAAAGGUAAAACAAAUUUAAGGAUCAAUCCAAAUCAGCUUGAUGGCUACCAAGAAAAACGGAUCAAGGGCCCACAGGCCGUGAAGGCUUGCCAAGGCUGUGAAAUUCAGGGACCGGCAUUUAAGAAAGAAGCCAGGGGAAAGAUCAGGACAAAGGUCACAUUUCACCGUCCCAAGACAUUGAUAGAAGAGAAGAGAAACCCAAAGUAUCCACGGAUCAGUGCGCCUCCAAAAAACAAUUGGGACCAUUAUCAAAUUCUGAAAGUAUCCAUGACUACUGAGUCUGCCAUGAAAAAAGGAAUUGAAGAUAACAAUACUCUUGUGUUUAUCGUUGACAUUCGUGCUGACAAGAAGAAAAUCAAAGAUGCAGUGAAAAGAAGAUGUAUGUACAUCCAGGACCAAGAAAGGCCUGAUGGAACAAAGAAGGCAAUGUUAGGUUGGACUCCAGACUAUGACGCCUUGGGGAUGUGGCAAAACAAUUUGGGCCAUUCCCAUCUAAAUGACAAGUUUUGUAGCUAUAGAUCUUAA
This is a messenger RNA of Jatropha curcas, 618 nucleotides long. Lineage: Eukaryota; Viridiplantae; Streptophyta; Magnoliopsida; Malpighiales; Euphorbiaceae. The record is from RefSeq and is a predicted model, not a curated record.